Messenger RNA from Micropterus dolomieu (smallmouth bass), 2830 nucleotides. RefSeq names its product polypeptide N-acetylgalactosaminyltransferase 6-like. Lineage: Eukaryota; Metazoa; Chordata; Actinopteri; Centrarchiformes; Centrarchidae. The record is from RefSeq and is a predicted model, not a curated record. Gene Ontology annotation, cellular component: Golgi apparatus. The coding region runs from base 1 to 1806 and encodes 601 amino acids. The transcript is spliced from 10 exons.
AUGCAUAUAUUUUGCAGUGGAUGUACCAUUCCAGUAAAGCUUAAGGUUUCCUUCUUUGUGGUUUUUAUUUUCAUUAUAUACUACAACAAAAUCAACUACACUGCAUUUACACAACAAUCACAACUACCUGUGGUGGGUGUGGUGAGAUUCAGAGGAUCCACACUCCAGCCUGUUGACAGGUCGCCAGGUCACUCAGGUCCCAACUGUCCACCUGGCUUUUAUACUAAGGAGGAGCUCAAGCCUCACCUACAGAGACCUCUCCAAGAUCCCAGGGCACCAGGUGCAAAUGGCAACCCCUUUGUGUCACACCAAAUGUCUGCUGAAGAACAUAAAGAGAAAUUACUUGGGUUUAAUAGAAACCAAUUCAACCAGUUUGCCAGUGAUCGCAUCUCCCUGCACCGUGAUCUAGGCAAAGACACAAGGUCACCAGAUUGCUUGGAACAGAUGUUUCGCCGUUGUCCUGGUCUCCCUACCACCAGUGUUAUCAUAGUGUUUCAUAACGAGGCCUGGUCCACUCUGUUGAGGACGGUCUACAGUGUCUUACACACAGCACCGGCAGUCCUGCUCACAGAAAUCUUACUGGUGGAUGAUGCCAGCACAGAUGAUCACCUCAAGACUCCCCUGGAUGACUAUGUGCGGCAGCUGAAUAUAGUGCGUGUCUUACGCCAGAGGGAGAGGAAAGGCUUGAUCACAGCCAGACUGUUGGGAGCGCAGGCUGCGCAAGGAGAGGUGCUCACCUUCCUGGAUUCCCACUGUGAAUGCUUCCCUGGAUGGCUGGAGCCUCUUCUAGCUCGGAUAGUAGAGGACUCUACAGCUGUGGUGAGCCCCAAAAUCACCAUUAUUGACCAAACUAACCUGAAGUUCAGCAAACCAGUCCCUAAACCCCGUCAUUACAGUCGAGGGAAUUUUGACUGGAAGCUCAAGUUUGGAUGGGAGGCCAUUCCUGAUGAAGAAAAGAAGCAAAGGAAGAAUGAGACCUGUCCUAUCAGAACUCCUACUUUUGCUGGUGGCUUGUUCUCUGUAUCGAAAUCAUACUUUGAGCAUAUCGGGACUUAUGAUGACCAGAUGGAGUUCUGGGGAGGGGAGAAUUUGGAAAUGUCCUUCAGGGUCUGGCAAUGUGGAGGGCAAAUGGAGAUUAUUCCUUGUUCUGUUGUAGGGCACAUUUUCCGCAAAAAGAGCCCCCACACCUUCCGCAACAGCAGCUAUGUGGUCAUCCGCAACCUGGUCCGCCUGGCUGAGGUCUGGAUGGACAACUACAAAUGGGUCUUCUAUCGUACAAACAGAAAGGCUGCUUCCAUUUUUAAAGAGAAUUUAUUUGGAGAUGUUACUGAACGUCAUAAACUCAGGGAGAGAUUGAACUGCAGGAACUUCUCUUGGUAUUUGAACAACAUUUAUCCAGAGGCCUACAUGCCUGACAUCAGGCCGGUCAUGCACGGACAGUUGCAAAACAUUGGUUUGAAGUGCUGCCUGCAUGUGAAGAAGACAAACAGGCAAUGGGAGACUGUUCGAAAGUUUAAAUGCAAUAAAGGUGACGGACAGUAUUUUGAGUACACAUCCCAUCGAGAGGUACGGCUCAGCACCGGCAUUGAAUUAUGUUUACAUGCAGCUCCUGGAACAGCUGGGGCGUCUCUGAAACGCUGUCGACUGAAGGGGAAAAUAACCACAGCAGCGCCUGAGCAAGUGUGGGUCUUCACACAGACAAACAAACUGAAGAACCCGUCAUCAGGCAAAUGUUUGACAGUAUCAGGAGGAAACGUGAUAAUGAUGAUGUGCGACUCCACCAGCCAAAACUGGGUCUUCAUCUGACACCUAGUCAUGGAUUUGCAUAUGUGGACAUGUGCAUUUAGCUUUUCUGCAGGGAUAGGUUUAGAUUUUGUCCGGUCUUCCUUAAUAAAAUUCUCACGUGCCCUUGUGUACAUUUAUAAAGUUAUUGGUCCCUGUAAUUGUUCCUGGCUGUGAAGGGAUCCCUCCUUGUGCGACUCCAAUGUAAAAGUGAUAUCUUACAAAGUUACGGCCUUUUUUGCACAAAAUCCCCUCUUUAUGCCAUCCAUCUACUGCAACUCAGAAAGGAAACGCUGUAUAUCUAAACACAAAGAGUGAAUGUUGUGACUGAUACUUUUAAAAGCAUUUUACUGUGUAUUCUGACCCCCAUAUCUUACAUUGGAGGGCUGUAAAGCCAGCAUUAACAGGAGGAAUCCUUACAGUGACCAAUAAUUCUUACUUUCAAUGUAGGCUACAUAUGGGGAUGUGAGUAUUUAAUUAAAUAAUAAGUCUUGUGACGUUUUAUAUUUUUUGUAUAGUCAGCCAAUUCAAGGAAAAGACCAAAACCAACAAUGAAUUGAUCCUACUAUUAUUACCUGUGUUGUCUUUGUAGCCAAAGCCUCAUGUAUCUUAUUCAUCUGUGCAAUAGAGGUCCAUUGUUGUUCAAAAACAGCCACACUGUUGGGCGACAUGUUUCUUCAUUACCAUGAACAUUAGCACUGUACUUUAUUUUGAGUCAAUCCCGCAUUAAAUCUAGCACCAAAAAUUUAUUAAUCCACAGCUGAAAACAGUUUCCAAAAAAUGCACUGUUGACCCUAUAAAGUUAGCUAAAAGUUACAGUGCCCAAGUGUUUUUGUAUUAUUCAUUUCAAAACGGGAAUUAUGUCAAGUUAUCAAAUAAAUGUAGUGGAGUUAAAAGAACAGUAUUUGAGAAAAUUAAAUUACUCAAGCCAGAAACAAAUAUCCAAGAAGUGUACUUAGUUAGGCUACUUUCAAUCAAUGCAAAGAGGAUGACCAGCCUUUUCCUUUUUCCUGUAAAAACACACUCCAAAAAUGUGAAUCAAUCUGUA